GCCCCGCCGAUAACUAUCCGUAAGUCUUCUCUUUGUAAAACGCUUUGCUCAUAGACAUCCUUCCAUCCAACCCGGACGAACGUCUGUAUCGUGCGCGAUUUAUAUGCCACCUACCGUCUCCCCCCGCGAACAUGUCGCACUGCCACCACCACUCACAACCACUGCGUGAUUUUCCUACUACCACUAUCAUGGAACCAUGGUGCUGCAGCCGCCUCGUACUGCCUACUCGGUAAUCUUGCUGUGCGUCCCACGUGCUGGUCAUCUAGUCCGACUCGAUAAUUUACCGUCAUGGCAGAUGGCGGGUCUGAAGCCUCUCUUCAGCUUAAGUAGGUGGUUGAGCUGCAUUCCACAUUCCCUUUGUUGUCGUUUUGCCCCUCUUUGUUUUGUGACACCUUCCUGCCUCGAACCCCGCUGCCAAAUGAGUGAGAACGGUCACGUACAUUUCGACGACAAGACUCUGCAAAGAGAACGGACGAAAGAAUCGUCCAUGAGUUCGCGCAAGAAGUCUAUCGCUGAGAAGGAGGCCGAUAUCGAAUCGGUCUGGUCGGACGAGCCAUAUGGUUUGGAAGAGCGCGAUUACAAGAAGAAACAGACGUUCAAAGGAUGGACUCUACUCUAUCUCGCCUACCAGUCCACUGGAGUGAUUUACGGUGAUAUCGGAACCAGUCCGCUCUAUGUCUACUCAUCUACAUUCAGCUCUGAGCCUUCGAGAGACGACCUUCUUGGUGCAUUGUCACUCAUCAUCUGGUCUUUGACCCUGAUAGUUACCAUCAAGUAUGUUCUAAUCGUCCUAGCCGCCGACGAUGAAGGAGAAGGAGGCACAUUUGCCAUAUAUACUUUGUUAUCACGCUUUAGCGAUAUCAUGAAAAGAGACCCACGAACAUAUCACGCUAUCAAGAUGGAAAGAUACCCCAAUGCCGAGCUCAAUAGACAAAGUCGUAGCAUCAGAGCUUGGCUUGAGAAGAGCAAGGUUGCACACGCGAUAUUGAAGAUCCUGGCCGUCUUCGGUGUCAGUCUGAUCAUCGCAGACGGUAUUCUUACACCCGCACAAUCGGUGCUUGGAGCUAUCCAAGGCUUGAAGGUAGUCGACGACAGCAUUGGUAGCCCGACAAUUAUCGGUGUCAGUUGUGCAAUUCUCGUCUUGCUGUUUGUUUUGCAACCACUCGGCAUUCAGAAGUUGGCCAGUUGCUUUGCUCCUAUCGUCAUUCUUUGGUUGCUGUUCAACAUGUCUUUCGGUAUCUAUAAUCUCGUCAUGCACGACUGGACAGUCUUGAAGGCUUUCUCCCCCUACUAUGCCGGCCUCUACUUCAUGCGUCUGAAGGAGGAGGGAUGGCAGUCACUCGGUGGCAUCUUGCUCUGCUUCACGGGUGUCGAGGCAUUAUUUGCUGAUCUCGGUGCCUUCAGCAAACGUGCUGUCCAGAUAUCAUGGCUCUGCCUUACCUUCCCCUGUCUUCUUCUGGCAUACAUCGGCCAAGCAGCAUAUAUCUCUCGCACCCCAUCAGCAUAUGCCAAUCCCUUCUUCGAGACUGUGCCUCCUGGCAUGUUUUACCCUUCGCUUGUCCUUUCGAUUCUCGCCGCCAUUGUCGCUUCUCAAGCUCUCAUCACCAGUACCUUCCAAUUGCUCAUUCAGCUCAUGCAUUCUUCCUAUUUUCCGCAGAUCAAGGCGACUUAUACUAGCACCAAAUUCCAUGGGCAGGUGUAUAUACCUCUGGCCAACUGGAUCAUGAUGGUCGGCACUGUGAUCGUUACUGCCGUCUACAGCAACACUACCAAACUCGGACAUGCCUACGGUGUCUGCGUCAUCCUCGUCACUUUCAUCACCACGAACCUUGUAACCCUCGUCGCACUUAUCGUCUGGAAAACGAAUCCCUUCCUCGUCUUCGCCAUCUGGCUGCCCCUCGUCACCCUCGACGGCCUCUACCUCUCCUCCGCCCUCACGAAAGUUCCAGACGGCGCAUGGUUCACCCUCCUUCUCGCCAUGCUCCUCGCCUCCUUCUUCAGCCUCUGGCGCUACGGUAAAGAAAAACAAUGGACUACCGAAGCCAAGACCCAAGCCCAACUCUCUGAAUUAGUAGUAUAUUCAUCCAAUAACCUUGCUUCCUCCACCGCAACAUCCCACGACAUGUCAGCCAAGAAAUCAUUCCAUCUCUCCUGGCGACACGGCGGUGGCGAACUGACAGAAACAAAAGGCAUGGGCAUCUUCUUCGACAAAUCUGGCACCGACAUCCAUGUCCCUCAGGUGUAUGAACACUUCAUCACGAAAUUCGAAGCGCAGAUGCAAGUUGUGGUUUUCCUGCACUUGCGCGCGUUAUCUGAACCUCAUGUUCAUGAGGAAGAUCGCUACACUAUCGCUCGUACGCCUUUGCCUAAUGUGUAUCGUAUGACUAUACGCUAUGGCUACGUUGACAGAGUGGUGACUCCUGACUUGGGCAAAUUGGUCUAUGAGCAAGUACGCAUGGCUAUUGUCAGGGGAACUGUGGUCAGCAGGCCGAAAGCGACGGUGCCGGAGACUGUGAUGAGUAGGGCGCUGCACACCGUUGGCGAUGGAGAGUUGGAUGCUGAUACUGCGACCGUUACUACUUUCGCCGCUGAUGGACCGGAAUCUUCGACCUCUGGUGCUACCGCGCUGGUUACUUCUCAUCGUCUGCUGGCGCUGGACAAUGCGUUCAAAACACAAACGCUGUAUCUUGUUGGCAAGCAGCAAUUGAGGGUAUACGAGAUGACCGGAUGGGUGAAGAAGACGUUGCUCGGGGCCUUUCUUUUCGUCAGAGAGAACACCAGAGCAAAGGUCGCGCAGCUUGAUGUUCCAGUGGAGAAGUUGGUGGAGGUCGGUUUCGUGGGUGAAAUCUAGGUGUUUGGAGGCUUGUUGAUGAGUGUUACGACGGAAGGUACAUAGAUUCAUGAUGCAUAUGCGAAAUUCGUUUAUUCGACGUCC
Molecule: messenger RNA, 2935 nt
Organism: Aureobasidium pullulans EXF-150
Lineage: Eukaryota; Fungi; Ascomycota; Dothideomycetes; Dothideales; Saccotheciaceae
Product: putative potassium transporter
Exons: 8
Coding region: 419-2851 (810 amino acids)
Biological process (GO): potassium ion transmembrane transport
Cellular component (GO): membrane
Molecular function (GO): potassium ion transmembrane transporter activity
Source: RefSeq, a predicted model, not a curated record